Molecule: messenger RNA, 1784 nt
Organism: Marchantia polymorpha subsp. ruderalis
Lineage: Eukaryota; Viridiplantae; Streptophyta; Marchantiopsida; Marchantiales; Marchantiaceae
Source: the annotation of a GenBank genome assembly
GCAGUCUGUGAUUGAUCGAUUGUCUGAGCUGAGCUGAGCUGCACCGUCCUGCUCCUGCUUCCAUUGCUCGCUCGGCUGAUUUGGGUUCAGCCACAGAGAGAGCAGGUGACGGAGGCCAUACGGAAAUGAGCGACAGGUUCAGAGUGUAGAGGAGAGAGAGAGAUAGAGAGUGAGUGAGAGAGGGUCGUUGGUUUUUGGGCUCAGCUGGAGCGGAAGCGGAAGCGGACGACGAAAUGGCCGCCUCACCAGCUGGUGCUGCUGCUUCUAGUGCUGCUGCAUUGGUGGUGUAUGGAGUUCUCGUUCUUGCCGUCGCGGCUCCGUUUGCCUCUGCUUGGAACUACGACGGACACGCUAUCAUCUGCAACCUCGCCAGGCCACUUCUAACGGCCGCAGCUGCAGCAAAAGUCGACAGUCUUCUCAAUUCUGAAUUUCCACACAAUUUUUCAACGUUGUGUACCUGGGGAGACGAGUUUCAAUAUCUACCGCAGUACAGCUGGAGUCCGCCUCUUCACUUUAUAAACACUCCCGACAAAGCUUGUACCUAUGACUACACUCGCGAUUGUCGAGGCAUGUUUGGACAACCAAACAUGUGCGCUUCUGGAGCCAUCAACAAUUACACGACUCAACUUAUCACUCCUUCAGAUACUCAUAACAAAACCGAGGCAAUGCUUUUCUUGGCCAAUAUCAUGGGUGAUAUUCAUCAGCCUCUGCGAGUAGGAUUUGCUGGAGAUGAAGGUGGUGAUACCAUUCGCGUCUACUGGCUGAAUACUAUGAACGGCAGUAGCACUAGUCUCUUUGAGGUUUGGGACUCCGUGAUCAUUCAUGAAACUGAGGAGCGGUACUUCAACAAGAGUACGCCGACUUUCAAUGAGACGCUAACGGAUAUUCUUGGCAACAUGUCCUUGGCCAUAUAUGCCAAUCUUACAACUGCAGAUGUUGCCUUGUGGGGUCCAUGUCCAGGAGGCGCAAAAUCCUGUCCCGACCUAUAUGCAACCGAAAGCAUCGAAUUGGCCUGUAAAUGGGCCUACGCAGACGUCACCCCUUCCCAGAUAUUGUUGGAUGACUACUAUUACUCAAGAUUGACCAUCAUUGAGACUAGACUGAAACAAGCUGCUGUUAGGAUUGCGACAACAUUCAACAGAAUUUUCGAUCCAAAUUACAUUGAAGUACCGGCACCUCCCACUCCCACUCCCGUUACUCCACCUGCACCAGCUGUUGGUCCAAUCCCGCCAGUAGCUCCCGUACCUGGCCCUACGCUGCCUCCAGUAUCACCUGUAAUGCCAGUUCCAGUUCCUCCGGUUGCUCCAAUUCCUCCGGUACCUGUGGCACCAGCUGCUCCGACAAUUCCUUAAGUCUCUUCUGCUCACCAGCUGGAGUUUAGGAGGAGACCGACCAUUCGAACUUUGAAACUUGUCAUCUUCCCCGAGGUCUUGGCAGUCACAUACAACACUUUUGAGGUUGUGCUUUCUUUCAAGUUUUCCAAGUGGUUGUAAGAGAGCUGAUUGUCAAAUGUUGGAGAGCGGAUAUUUGCAGUAGAGCUACAAUUGAGGCUUAGGAUUAUUAGAUGCCACAAUAUGGCAAAUUAUUUGACCAAAAGCGGACCGAUUGAGACUCACUACUAUACAGGAUGGCAGGACACUUGUCUGCUUGAGGAGCAAGAUCGGUUCCCGUCAUCACCCAAUCCUGACUUUUUUUUAUACAGAAACUUAUAGAUCAUUCAAGUAAUUUAUUCUCAUUGAAAUUGUCAAAGUAUCAUAGCAAUAAAUCAAACUGCUCAUGUCUAC